GGACCCUGGUGCCACCAUACAGGGCAUCCUGGCUGCUGCGCCAGCUUGGGGGGGGCUGCCGGGGGGGCCUUGCAUGUGGUGAAGGUGCUAAAAGUAGCUCCGUGCUCCCUGCUUGUAGGAGGGGAUCCUGGUCUGUUGCUCCCUGACAUCCAGCCAGGACGCCGACUGCACCUUCCUCACAGACUUCCAGGGGGACGCUUAUCGGGUUAGUGCCUGGCAGGGGCUGCCGAGGAGCCUGGGGUGUGUGUGACUUUUUUGGGAGGGGGGGGCAGCCGGAGGGGCUUAUCGCCCUUGGAGGUGGCAGUGAGGAAAGUAGUAGGAAAAUUGGCCCAUUCCUCAACACAUCCCUGGUCCGCCCACGAGAUGGGGAUUGAGAGCUGUGUUAACCUGGCCUCCCCUCCUCUGUCCUUUCCUGCAGCCCUCCUGUGCUGAUCAGACUGUGGCCUUUCCUGGCCACUGGGAAGUGGGGGGAGAAUAUUCACUGUUCAGCUAUAGUUGCAGUGGCUAAAAUCCAAAUGGCAAGAGUUACUGAUCCUCAUGCUUCAGGGCACAAGCGGAGCCGGCCUGGGGGGGUCAGGAAGGAGUAGCCUUAUCCUGCACACCAAGGAACUGCUCCAUCCUCUGGAGUGUCUGGAGACAGCUGCUCUUGGAGACCAGAUCCGCAGCUAGAUGGGCCUUUGAGCUGAUUCGCUGCCUCGUCGGUCUCCGGUGCUGAAUGAGAAGCCAUUACUGGAGGGGGUUUUUUUGUGGGGGGGUGAAGAGGGAGUUGCGGUGCAAGGGAUGGAGGCUGGACCUAUUAAUACUGAUCCCUGCUUCCUGCCCCCUGGUUUCCUUGAGGUUUACAUGAAGCUGCGCCCCCACGUGCAGGAGUUCCUGGAAACUCUCUCCAAAGCCUACGAGAUCUUUGUCUUCACCACCGCGAAGCAGGACUACACAGAGAAGAUCCUGGAUGUCUUGGACCCUCAGAAGAAGCUGAUCAGGCACCGCCUUUAUCAGCAGGACUGCCUCUGCGAGCAGGGUUACUACGUGAAGGACCUCUCCAUCCUGGAGAGAGACCUGGCCAGGACAGUGGCCCUGGAUGAUUCCCUCCAAGGAUUCCCUUACCAGAUUUCCAACUGGGUCCCGAUCCCCGGCUGGCUGGGAGACCGCCAGGACGAGGAGUUGCUGCGUGUCCUCCCGCUGCUGGGGAAGCUCAGCCAAGCGGGUGACGUCCGCACUGAAAUCCAGAGGAAAUACCGUCUCUGCAGGCUACUGGCUGUGGACUGAUGUCUGCCCAGGGACUGAGUGUAGAGGGAAAACCCCUUCCCAGAAGUCUGUCCUGAUGGGCUGCUCUCAAACGUCCCAGAUGCAAAGUGCAGCACUGCUGCCCGGUUCCAGUCAGCAACAGCACAAACUUUAGCUCCGCUCCCCUCCUACCUACGCUCUCCUUCUCCACGUACAACCAGCUGGGAAAACGGAGCUUGGCAACCCAACGUGAGCACAGAGGGCAGCUUCCUACAGGGGAAAUCCAAAUCUGACCCCCAACUUUCAAGAUCUACAGUUCAGAAGUAACUAGUGCCUUUGAGUACCUCAAUUGAGGAUCCAACUUGAGAACCUCUUAAAGGUGGCUGUUUUUUGGUUUUUUGUUUUUUUUUCACCUGCCCUGACAAAUCAGGCCACUUAAAUGUGUCCCAGAUGGGCACCUGGACUCAAGUUAAUUAAGAAAAUCUUGGGGAGGGGGGUGUAUAUUAACCCAAACAAAGACCCUUUGAAAGCUUCCCCUUUACUUACUCAGUGCUCUUCAAACUGCAGAGGGAAUCUUCCUUUGUCUCCUUCUAAAGCAACAACUUCCCUGCAGGCCUUUGCAACCCAAGCAUUGCAGCAAGUUCCCAGUGCAUGAGAACCUGAAAAUGAAACAGACUAGAAACAAAAGUUGAAACUGACCAGCCUCUGAGCUGAGAGAAAUGCAAAUGGCUGAAGGUAAACUCCACUUAAAUUCUAUUGUUGCCUUUGUAUUAAGCUGGGCUGUUUGUAUUGGCUUUGAAACCUGUGUCCUUAGAACAGUUUAAAACCAAAAAAACCAAAACCCCUUUGAGACAGUUUGUUCAGCCAGAGGACUGCAUUUAAGGCUUGUUGUCCCAGAGUGGCUGCAGUCUAGCAUCUCUGACAGUGUGACAUGGUCGCUGGCUUGUGCAGCUCUGCCUGCUGCUAAGAUUUCUCUAGUGGUACAUUCGCACCUGCCUCUUGUCUUUGUCGCUCGCCUCCUGAAUUCUUCCAGCUCACUCAAGGCCUCACUCUUCUCCCUGGGUGGGUCAGUGGAGAGCAAGCCAGGCAUUCCCUGUAGCCACUCCAGGAGCUGAUGGAGCGUGGGCAGGUCCUGGUGGGAGAGCGGAGCUGUACACAGGGAAGCCAGGAGGGGAAUUCUUGUCCCUGACAGGAGAAGCAGGACUUGCAGCCAGCCUUGGUUUUCAAUUUUCAAUCUGUUGCGUGCCACUGUCGUGCCAACGUGCCUCCCCACCAUAGUGGGAACUGAGCCGCUUGGGUGAGCUGGCUGGCAUAGGCAACCUUGGGCGCUUGGCACUCUCAGGUCACAUAGUCCAGGUUCUGCAGUGAGCCACCGGCGCUUCGAAGCCGUAACUGCAGCUAGUGCUAGGUGCUGUGUUCAGUAAGGCCAUCCCUGGGCCCGAGGAGCUGGGGUGGGUCAGCGAUGGACCCUCCAACUCAGCUGCGCCAAGUAGCUCUUUCUAGGCAAAAGGUUGAUCUUCUUCCCUCCCUGCCCCACGGACGCCUCCCUCAUGAUCAUCCACUGCAAGGCAGCUGUGUAGCCCUUGUGCCUGGGGUGGAGUAAGAGAUUUUUGUGUGGUGUGGGCUCUCCCUGUUUUAAGGGCUGUGUGCUGAAAUUCCCAGCUGGACUCUCGUAACUUUGUUCUUUCUUUGUAACCUUUGUUUGUUUAAUAAAAACCAAA
Molecule: messenger RNA, 2945 nt
Organism: Chrysemys picta bellii (western painted turtle)
Lineage: Eukaryota; Metazoa; Chordata; Testudines; Emydidae
Source: RefSeq, a predicted model, not a curated record